UCCCUGUCUGAGGCCGGGAGGCCUGGGUGGGAGUGCCUUCCAGCACAAUAGUUGGCUCUUUCACUGCCGGACCUGAGGAGUCCCUUCUGAUGGCCCUGCUCUCCUGCCCCCCAGGCCCUCCUCAGUCGGUCUGCCUGAGCUCAUUUCCUCUACUUCGUCCCCAAAAGGCUGGGCAGGAAGUGAACAAGAUGCUGGGGGGUGUGGGAAGUACAGGCAGGAUUUGGGGGUGGCUCUGGGCUCCCAGCAUGCAUUUUUCCUGUGCUGCCUCAGCCUGGGAGAGGGAGGCAUCCUUCCUUGUAGACUUAACUUCAGAGGGCAAGGAAUAGAUGACUCUGCCUUGGGGCAAGAAAAGGUUUUUGUUUUGUUUUGCUUUUUUUUUUUUCUUUUUUUCUUUUUUUCUUUCUUUCUUUCUUUUCUUUUUUUUUUUUUUUUUUUUUUGAGAAGUUGAAGAACACUUGUCUGUCCUUGUCUCACUCCACCCCUCAGCCACUGACUUGGUGAUAGGCCAUCCAGCCUUCUCUUUGUCCUCUCUUCCAAACUCAUGACUUCUCAGAAGAAUUGCUGGAUUUGCCCAGAGAGGAUCCAUUUUCUUGUCUGUUACUUCUGAAGUCUGUGUACCUCCAGCCCAGGAAUACAGAGGCAGAAGGAGUUAGCUGCUUCCCUGGACACACCUGCCAGGUGUCCCAGCCUCAGGGAGCGUGGGAAGAAAUGGCUGAAGACCCUAGGGUGGGAACCUGAGUGAAAGGGAGCAGGGGCUGCAUGAUCUGGGCAUUGGAGGUCUCGUGCUCAGGAAGGGCUUGUUGCCUGCCUUCUAUCUCCUGCCUAAACCAGAACCUACCUAGUCAGGAGGUGUGCACAGACUCCAGAGCACGCCUGUACCCCCACCCACAAACACACAUGCCCACGCUACCCCACCUCUCACAUCCGAACAUACUUAUGGCAGCUGCUAACUGGGCUGCUCCGUUUGUUGACUUCAGUUGGAUGUUUCAUUCCAUUUGGGACCGACCAGGUAUCUUGGCGUCUGUGGUGGAUAGGGAAGGGCAUGGGUAUGAGCCCCAGAACAGCGUGUCCUCACAGAACCCUCCCAUGUGCGUGCAUCAGCCCUUACUCCUACUUACUGGCAGGACUGGCUCAUCUUUGGGGCUCCCCUUUCAGAGCUGCCCAUCUUUCCUUCUCAUAGUAUGUCUGUCUCCCUUGCUAGAAAGGGAGGUAAGACUUGGGGAGCCACGCGGUUGAGGUAGUAAAGUUUUUAAGGUUAGUCUGGCCUUGGUUAUAGCCAUGUCUGAGUCUCAAGGGAAGUCGGCAAAGAGGGUUCCCUGUUUCCAGAUGAAGAAACAGGCGGAGAGAGCAGCAGUGAUUUGCCCAGGCCUUGGCCAGCACUCAGGACUGCAGUGUCAGAUAUAUGCUCACCAUAGGUCCCUCUGAGUUCUCACAGGUUAGGUAACGGACGGACGCUCAGGCCAUCAUCCAAGUUGCACUUGGCUCUCAGAAGGGACUGUGGUAUCUGCACUCGCCUGCCUGGGCUUCUUCAGGGAAGGGUAUGGAGACAGGGAAGACUGGAGGCGUUGCUGUUGAAGUAGCUCCACUUUGGAGGUGAAACGGUAGACUGCUCAGGCCCCUCCCUGUCCUCGCAGCUCUAGGCUGGACAGACUGGACUCACUCAGCCUGUUCCCAGGGUGCUGUGUGGGGUCUGCUUUUGAUGUUUUUAGGAAAUGUGGACACACAGGUGUCCCAGUGUAGGAGGGAAGACUGUGGUUAAAGGCAAGAGUACACUGCUCAUCCGUGCCCUCACUGUGGGCAAGUGCAGCCGUGUCCUUCCAUCCCUUGGACAGGUCUUAGCGCCUCUUCAAGGAAGCAGCUCCCUGCCCCUGGUCCUUUGACCUGCCUUGCUGAUGGCAGGAGGAACCCAGGCUACCCUGCCCUGGUGGGCCACCCAGCUUGUCCAAGACCCCAGCCUAGAAGGACUUGACUGGCCCUCAUAGUGCUACGGAAGAACAAAAUGAGUCUUGGUUGAGAACCUGUGUUUUAGCUGAGCUGUUUUUGCAGACUCGUGUUGAGAGCUGCCAUAGUUAGCAUCCUAUUUGGUAGGACAGUAAGGAAAUCUUGAUGGGAAACGACAUUCUUGGGGGAAUGUGGUCCCCCCACAUUCUACAAGGUCAUAGGUGUUUCCUUAUUAGUCUUGGGUGUGAGUUCUGCUCCUACUUCAAAGCCUGGACUUUGUAGAGCAAGGAAAAAGCCUCUGAGGGCCUGACACCAACUCACACGAUGGCACAUCACCCCUGAGCCCAGCUGCCUGGCCAAAGUGGUGUGCAUGCACGCAGUGUAGCAUGAGUGGGUGAGCACACUCGCUAUUACGGUGGAGGGGAAAGUUAGCAAGAGGCUCUCCUGAGCCUAAAGCAGAAGCAUGGGUAUCCCUGAAGAGUGGCCCUGACCCUUGGAUGGGGUGGGGCUUCCAUGUGUGCUAAUCUGGUGCUGACAUCUUUUGAGAGGAAUUUGAGAACAUUUGUGUGCCAGAGUAGGCCAGUCCUCCAUUUCCUCGGUUACAGGGAGAAAUCCGAACAUACCUAGGCUUUGGUGGCCUUGUCCCUUCUCCCAGAGGCCACUAGCAUACCUGGGAUUCAGUGGCUUUUGCAGGCAGUGCCAGGGUUGGAAUUUUUGCCUCUUUGGCUGACAUGGUCAUAUCAGUGUCACACACAAUCCCUUUGUUUAGUAAGAGCAGUAUGAGUUGUCGCUGUGUGUUGCCUAGCUGGUCCUUGUCGGAGUCUGCUCUCUGUCUAUUGAAGCCGAAGGUAGUGACAGAGGCCUGACUCCUUCCAGGGCUGCGAUUGAGGCUGGAGAGCAGGCAUGUGGGCUUCCAGUAGCCCUAUGAACUCUCAUCCUCCUGAGGUCUUUGAGGGCUCUGGGCUGAGACAGCAGCAGUUGUGAAGAGAAGUCGCUCUUCUCUCCCUGAUAUCUGUACGGGGGGGAGGCUGUGACCAUGCGGCGGGCCCUGAUUGCCAUGGAAUGGCCUGGCCAAGGUACUUUUUUGGAGGGAGACUGAAAGAGCCACUAGGAAGAUUGGGCUUCAGUGCUGGCUGCUGCCCAACCCCAGCUACUCUCUCUGAAAUGCCUGGGUGUGCAGCCUGUGAAGAUGCCUGGACUACACACAGCCAGGUACUGGAGGCUUUAAGGCCAGGAGGGAUUACAGUAUGUUACAGUGCCCAGUACAUGAUGCCUUACCUGGAUGUCCUGGCUAUCUGCCCCCUCUGUCAUUCCUCAGAUGCUACCUGAGUGGAAAAUGGGUCAGGUCCUCUGAGGGAGGGGCCGUCAGCCUGGAGCAGAAGGCUCAGAUUCCCACCUUGUGCCUUCGGAACCCAGUGGCGCCUAGAAGUCGUGGCAGUCUGGUCACCUCUCUACCAGGCUGGCUGGAGCAAACAGCCCCAGGGCUUUACUCACCUGCUGCCCUCCAGCAGAGCAGGGACCAGACAGCUGUGGUCCUCUAAGCUGUGCCUGAGCCACCAAGAGUGAACGGAAACUAGAAGCAUUGCCACCAGCAGCUGGAGCAGUGACCACACUGAAGUUCCUCUGGUGAGGGGAAAGGGGAGUAAGGAGAAAACAAAGGCCAUUGAGUGAGCCGGCCAGCCAGCAUACUCUCCCUGUGCCUACCCAAGAUGUGUCAGUCAGAGAAGCAGCCAGGACCAGAGCUCCAAGCAGCAGCAAAAUGGUUGUACUUUCCCCAGCUGGCCCUACGGCGGAGGCUAGGCCAGCUGAGCUGCAUGUCCAGACCUGCUCUGAAACUGCGCUCCUGGCCCCUGACCAUCCUCUACUACCUCCUGCCCUUCGGUGCCCUCAGGCCCCUCAGCCAGGUGGGAUGGAGGCCUAUGAGCAGGGUGUCCCUGUAUAAGUCUGUGCCAACACGUUUGCUGUCACGUGCCUGUGGUCGCCUCAACCAGGUAGAACUUCCUUCCUGGCUCCGGAGGCCAGUCUACAGCCUGUAUAUCUGGACCUUCGGGGUGAACAUGACGGAGGCUGCUGUGGAGGACCUGCAGCACUACCGAAACCUCAGCGAGUUCUUCCGGCGUAAGCUGAAGCCUCAGGCUCGGCCUGUCUGUGGCUUGCACAGUGUGAUCAGCCCAUCAGAUGGCAAGAUCCUCACCUUUGGGCAGGUGAAGAACUCUGAGGUGGAGCAAGUAAAGGGUGUGACCUACUCCUUGGAGUCAUUCCUGGGCCCCCGAGCCUGUACAGAGGACCUGCCCUUCCCUCCAGCCUCCUCCUGUGACUCCUUCAGAAACCAGCUGGUCACCCGGGAAGGGAAUGAGCUCUACCACUGUGUCAUCUACCUGGCCCCAGGAGACUACCACUGCUUUCACUCCCCCACUGACUGGACUGUCUCACAUCGGCGCCACUUCCCAGGUUCCCUGAUGUCAGUGAACCCUGGCAUGGCCCGGUGGAUCAAAGAGCUCUUCUGUCACAAUGAGCGUGUAGUCCUAACUGGAGACUGGAAACAUGGGUUCUUCUCAUUGACAGCAGUGGGAGCCACCAAUGUGGGCUCUAUCCGCAUCCACUUUGACCAAGACCUGCACACAAACAGCCCCAGUUACAGCAAGGGUUCCUACAAUGACUUGAGCUUUGUAACACAUGCCAACAAGGAGGGCAUUCCCAUGCGCAAGGGUGAGCCCCUUGGCGAGUUCAACUUGGGCUCCACCAUUGUACUCAUCUUUGAGGCACCUAAGGACUUCAACUUCAGGCUGAAGGCAGGGCAGAAGAUCCUCUUUGGGGAAGCACUGGGCUCCCUCUAGUCCUCUUGGUUGUGGCUGCCAAGGGAUCUUUCCACACAAGAGCAUGAGGGUCUUCAGUGGAGCCCCAGGCACUGCGGGACUGACCUUCUCGGACCUGAAUGAUGUGUCCCUGCCUGUCUAGAAGUGCAGAGGAGAGGUUCUGGGUCUGUCAGGACCUAGGCCCUUUACAGAGUGUGGGUAGGUGUGAUUGACCCCAGAAUCACUCUGAGGUGUGUUUUAAAAUUGUGUGGAAGCCAGAGGCUUCCCCCUCCUGAACUCCUGGCAGUGUAUUGUGAGAACGGUUAUGUACUGCCACACCCUCUAGCUACCCCACCUGUCUCAGGGCCUUCUGCUCACUCUGGCUUCUCUGCCUCCCCUCACUAUGCACAGGGUGAGGUGCCUCCUGGACACAGACUGUGGAUCCAGUGUCUUCCUAGAGCAAGCCACAUGGCCUUCAUAACUGCUUUCUGUUCCCAAAUUCCUCCUGUCUGCCUGCUGGAAAAGUAAAAGCAUUUAUGUAUUGCUAAAUGUGUAUAUCCUGGACUCUGCCAGUGUCUUCUGAGGACGGUGACUAAUGAUGUAGACCUUUGUAGACCUCAAGAAGCUGGCUGAAUCCUUUUGCUACCUGGUAGGCAAGACCAAUUACUGGCUUGCCUGGUAAAGUCUGGACAGGUGGAGGCCCAGCCCUGCAGAAGUAGGGCAUGCUGCUAUUGGUCUAGGGACUGUGUUGAAGGCAGAGGGUAUGGUGGUCAGUGCCUGGAAAACAGUUAUAUGGGCCAUGGGGAACCCAGUAGUACGGACAAGACCAGAGCUCAUGAUGAUCUUGGGAAUGCCAUGAAUUUCUCCACACAGGGAGAAAUCAUUUAACUUUUCAACUGUAUCAGUAAUACAGUAUUUUGUAUGAAAAAUAAGGAGACUUCUGAACAGUAAUUCAUUUAAUUGCAAGACAUUUUGAGAUUAAACAAAAAACUAUUGUA
This is a messenger RNA of Rattus norvegicus (Norway rat), 5734 nucleotides long. Lineage: Eukaryota; Metazoa; Chordata; Mammalia; Rodentia; Muridae. The record is from RefSeq and is a predicted model, not a curated record.